AAGAAACUCCAAAAAAAAAAAAACUCCCAAAUUUUGAAUUGGAAGUGGAGAGUGGCAGUGUCGAAUGGCGUCGAGCUUGCAGAAGAUGGAAGGGGACGAAUCCGUUCUCUUACGCGUCACUCAUUCUAAUCUCAAGACUUUCACCGCUGACAUCCGCUUCUCGCUUCAGCUGUCGGUGGAAGCCGUGAAAGACAAGCUCUGGAAAAAAUGCGGUACUUCCGUAAACUCCAUGCAUCUCGAGCUAUACGACGACGUUCGCAACAAAAUUGCUGAUCUCACUGAUAAUUCCAAACCCCUUGGAUUCUAUUCGCCUCUUGAAGGGUUUCGUUUGCAUGUUGUAGAUCUUGAUCCAUCAUCUGUCACAUCUGGUGGUUGGUUAGAAGAUACUUCCUUGGUGGAAAAAUACAAAAUUUCUGAAGAAGCCUAUAAACAGCGAGAAGGCACAUUCAGAAAAUAUAAAGAGAAAUUGACUUCCCAAAUUCCGUCAACUGUUGAGGCAAACGCAUUCAUUACACAGAUACCUGACAACUACAUGGAAGACCCCUGUGCUAAUAUCAAGGUAGGAUCCAGAUGUGAAGUUGAACCUGGGGAAAAAAGGGGUGUUGUAAAAUUUGUUGGUCGGGCAGAACCACUAGGUCCUGGUUUCUGGGUUGGAGUACAAUAUGAUGAACCCUUGGGCAAACAUGAUGGCAUGGUCAAAGGAGUACGUUACUUUGAAUGCCCUCCAUCUCAUGGUGGAAUGGUUAGGCCAGUGAAAGUGAAGGUUGGUGACUACCCUGAACGAGAUCCCUUUGAAGAGGAUGAAAUAUGAGUCUUCAUGAGGAAGCUUCUUUCAAUGUGCAAGGUUUCACUCUGUAAAAGUCAAAUAUUAAUUUGUGAAACUUAUAUUUGUUGGUGUUUCUAGGCAGUGAACACGUAAAGUUUAAAAAAGGGUUUCAAUUGCGGUUUCUGAGUGUUCGUAUUACUGUGUGUGUGGGUAAAAAGAAAUGAUGAUACAAUGUGAAAAACAAAAGUUGGAAGCUCAUUUCGAUGAUAAAUCGAGAAAACAACAAAGUUGAA
Molecule: messenger RNA, 1059 nt
Organism: Gastrolobium bilobum
Lineage: Eukaryota; Viridiplantae; Streptophyta; Magnoliopsida; Fabales; Fabaceae
Product: tubulin-folding cofactor B
Exons: 8
Coding region: 65-811 (248 amino acids)
Biological process (GO): cytoplasmic microtubule organization; post-chaperonin tubulin folding pathway; tubulin complex assembly
Cellular component (GO): cytoplasm; nucleus; microtubule plus-end
Molecular function (GO): alpha-tubulin binding; microtubule plus-end binding
Source: RefSeq, a predicted model, not a curated record